GAGGGUGCGGGCAGUGCGGAUCCUACCCUGCGACUGGAAGCCUUCGACUCUGUCGAUGACUCUGAUCUGGGCGCCGGCGGAUCGUCCAUUGACAGCGCCAGUGAGAUGCUGCCAAGUAAACCUGAGUAUCAGGCUCUGCGCGAACAACUCAAUAGCGCUGCUGAAGCUAAUUUACGGCUCUGUCCUGACGAUGAAUUGUACAUUCUUUUAUUUCUUGAGAAUGAGUUUGCGUGA
Messenger RNA from Dibothriocephalus latus, 234 nucleotides. NCBI's taxonomy places the organism in Eukaryota, Metazoa, Platyhelminthes, Cestoda, Diphyllobothriidea, Diphyllobothriidae. The record is from the annotation of a GenBank genome assembly.